ACGUCAGCGCCACGCUACGGUGACGUCAGAAGUGGGGCGGGCGACAGCUCCCGGCGCGCCCCGCGCAGAGCGGGGGGCGGGAGCGGCGGUGGCGUGGGGAGUGCUCCCGGCGCUGCUCUUCCAUCCCUGCAGACCUGCUCGCCGCGCCGCCGGGAUGUUUUCCAGGAAGAGCCACGCCGACGUCAGGAAAUCCACGCAGAAGGCGCUGGACCCCAAGCGGGACAUGCUGACUCGCCUGAAGCACCUCCGCGCGCUGCUGGAUAUUGUGGAUGGAAGUGACCUGAAGCAGUUUUUUGACAACAAUUAUUCUCAAAUUUAUUUUAUAUUCUAUGAAAACUUCACAACACUGGAAAACAGCUUGAAACAAAAAGGGAAUAAAUCACAAAGGGAGGAGCUGGACUCCAUUCUCUUUCUUUUUGAAAAAAUAUUGCAGCUGCUACCUGAGAGGAUUUUUUAUCGAUGGCAUUUUCGCAGUAUAGGGUCUGUUCUGAAGAAGCUUUUGCACACUGGAAAUUCUCUCAAGCUCAGGUGUGAAGGAAUCCGCCUAUUCUUGCUGUGGCUGCAAGCCCUGCAGACCAACUGUGGCGAGGAGCAGAUCCUGAUGUUUGCCUGCCUGGUGCCCGGCUUCCCCCCACUGCCGUCCCCUCAUGGGCCUUGCACGCUGGAGAGCCUGGUCAGCCCCCCAGCCGCGCCUGACGCCAAGAUUUUCCCAGAAGAAAUAACACCGCUUUUGCCAGCUGUCUCUGGAGAAAAAGUUGCAGAAGACCAGACCUGCUAUUUUCUCCAGCUCCUGUUAAAAUAUAUGGUAAUUCAGGCUGCCAGCUUGGAGUGGAAGAACAAGGAGAACCAAGACACUGGGUUUAAGUUUCUCUUUGCUUUGUUCAGAAGAUACUAUCUUCCUCACUUGUUCCCAUCUUUUACAAAGCUAACCAACCUCUACAAACCUGUGCUGGACAUCCCUGAUAUCAGACCAAGGCCAGUGUAUGUCACUGCAACACGGAACAAUGAGAGUGUCUACUGCACAAAAAUCCCCUACAUGGCAGCUCGAGUGGUUUUUAUCAAGUGGCUCGUUACCUUCUUCCUUGAGGAGAAGUAUUUAACUGCUGUUCAGAAUACAAAAAAUGGAGGAGAAGUGCUCCCUAAAAUUAUUCAGACAGUUGCCGUGAGCCAGGAGAAGAGUGUGGAGCCGGAGAGUGGCAUGGCGCCGGUGGGCGAGCAGGAGCACGGGCACUCCAACAGCAGCAGCCUGUCGGACAGGAGGCUCAGCAGCUGCAGCCUCUGCAGCGUGGAGGAGCAGCACCGUGGUGUCUAUGAGAUGGUGCAGGGCAUCCUCCUCUCCACACGUGGAUACGUCAACUUCGUCAACGAAGUGUUCCGCCAGGCUUUUUUGUUGCCGCCUUCUGAUAUAUCCGCAACACGGAAGGUGGUGAAGGUGUACCAGAAGUGGAUACUGCAGGAGAAACCCGUAUUCAUGGAGGAGCCAGACAAGAAGGAGGACAGCCAGGAUGCUGUUGUUCUCUUGGAAGACUCCUCAGUGCAAACAGACGGUAAACAUCUCUCCUUGGAGCCUUGUGGACACAAGCGCUCCUCCAGCUGGGGCAGGACCUACUCCUUCACCAGCGCCGUCAGCAGGGGUUGUGUGCUGGAAGAUGAGGACAGGGAUGUGAAGGCCGGUGCUCAGGCCGCGCUGCAGGUAUUCCUGACAAACUCAGCGAACGUUUUCCUGCUGGAGCCAUGCACUGAGGUCCCUGUGCUGCUGAAGGAGCAGGUGGAUGCUUGCAAAGCCGUUCUCAGCAUUUUCAGACGCAUGAUAAUGGAGCUGUCCAUGAACAGAAAGACGUGGGAACAGAUGCUGCAGAUACUCCUCAGAAUAACAGAAGCUGUGAUGCAGAAGCCAAAGGAGAACCAGACAAAGGAUACGUUUGCUCAGAGCAUGGCGGGGCUGCUGUUCCGAACCCUCAUUGUGGCUUGGAUCAGGGCGAACCUGAGUGUUUACAUCUCCCGGGAGCUGUGGGAUGAACUGCUCAGUGUCCUGUCUGCCCUGACGGACUGGGAGGAGCUCAUCAACGAGUGGGCCAACAUCAUGGACUCCCUUACAGCAGUGCUGGCCAGGACUGUGUACGGCGUGGAGAUGACAAACCUGCCCCUGGACAAGCUCAGUGAACAGAAGGAAAAAAAGCAGAGAGGCAAAGGUGGUCUUUUAGAGCCUCAGAAGACAGCUGUAGUAGGAAGAUCUUUUUCAUUAAGCUGGAAAAGUCACCCUGAAGUUGUGGAGCCAAUGAGAUUCAGAAGUGCCACAACCUCUGGGGCCCCAGGUGUGGAGAAGGCAAGAAACACUGUCCGUCAGAGAGCCACAGCAGAAGUUGAAGAAUCUCAACAGCUGGAAAAUUCAGAAGGAGCAGAAGCUGCAGGCCCAUUUGCAGACCAAGAGCAGCAGCUAACUCGAAGCAGCAGCACUUCAGAUAUUGCAGAUCAGAUUCCAUCUGACUUUUUUCAAGGUAAAAAGGCUGGAAAUUCAACUUCUCACUCCAAAUCUGUUCAGGAAAAUAAGGGAUGUGCAAAGGAACAUGAAGCUGAGCAAGUGUUAAUGCGGAGGAGCAGCAGUACAGCUGAGUUGGAUCUGAAAGCAGACUUGCAGCAAUCACACCGAUAUUACAGAGAGAGAGAGAAAAGUGAGAGCGUGAGCAGUGACACAUCCCUGGGCUGUGCGGCUGACGUGGACAUUGCGCUGGUGGCCUGGCAGACAGCUGAGGAUGACCCCGAGGCCGGCCUGGGCACGGGCAUGGAUCCUGCAGCGAAGGGCUGGCUCCAGCUCAGCCCUUCGCAGGAGCCCACCAACCUCACAGACAGCAGUGAGUUCCUGGCUGAUGACUGCAGUAUAAUUGCUGGUGGAAGCCUUAUUGGUUGGCAUCCUGAUUCUGCUGCUGUGCUGUGGAGGAGGAUCCUGGGAAUUCUUGGAGAUGUGAACAACAUACAGUCACCUAAAAUCCAUGCAAAAGUUUUUGGUUACCUUUAUGAACUGUGGUAUAAACUUGCAAAGAUCCGGGACAACCUCGCUAUCAGUGUGGACAAUCAGUCAACUCCCUCUCCUCCCAUCCUGAUCCCUCCUCUCAGGAUAUUUGCAUCAUGGCUGUUCAAGGCAGCCACACUGCCCAAUGAGUACAAGGAGGGGAAGCUGCAGGCGUUCCGGCUGCUAUGCACCAUGAUGAGCCGGCGCCAGGACCUGCUGCCCAACUCCGACUUCCUGGUGCACUUCUACUUUGUCCUGCACCUGGGGCUGACCAGCGAGGACCAGGACAUUCUAAACACCGUUAUAAAGCACUGCCCACCAUGGUUCUUCUUCCUGGGGCUGCCUGGCUUCACGAUGCUGAUCGGGGACUUCCUCAGGGCAGCGGCGCGCGUGCUGAGUGUGGACGUGCCGCAUGCUCCCCGCUCUGAAGCUCACACCAUCCUUGGUGCUCUUGUGUGCUUUCCAAACACCUACCAAGGAAUCCCACAGUUGGGACCCAUCUCAGAAGCCAGCAAGAGCAUCACAGGAACUGCAGAUCUGAAGUAUUGCCUCAUAAAUAUUUUAUUGAAGAAUGCUACAGAGGAGCCAAGUGAAGCUGCAAGAUGUAUAGCCAUCUGUGGCCUUGGUGUGUGGAUCUGUGAGGAGCUCACGCAGUGCACGAGCCACCCCCAUGUGAAGAAAGCCAUCAAUGUCAUAGGUGUGACACUGAAGUUUUCCAACAAGCUGGUAGCUCAGGUAGCCUGUGAUGUCCUUCAGCUGCUGGUGUCUUACUGGCAGAAGCUUCAGGAGUACGAAUCUUCCCUGUGCCGCAAAAUUACGGAAAUCCUGGUGGCCACCAUUGCUUUUCUCCUGCCCGGUGCCGAAUACUCCUCUGUGGAAGCAGAUAAGAAGUUCAUAGUUUCACUGCUGCUUUGCUUGCUGGACUGGUGCAUGGCACUGCCCAUGAAAAUGCUGCUGGAGCCUGUGUCUGCUGGUGCUGUGGAGGAUCAACAUGCAAGAGCUCCUUUGCUGGAUUAUAUUUACAGAGUCCUGCACUGCUGCGUCAACGGCUCCAGCACCUACAUGCAGCAAAGCCACUAUGUGCUGAGCCUGGCCGACCUCUCCUCCUCUGACUAUGACCCCUUCCUGCCACUGGGGAAUGUCAGGAGCUCCUCGAAGUCAGCCCAGUACCCCUCCUCCACCGAUCUGGGCAACCUGCUCACCGUGGCUGAAGAGAAGAGGAGGAGGAAUUUGGAACUUAUCCCUCUCACGGCACGGAUGGUCAUGACUCACCUGGUGAAUCACCUGAGCCACUAUCCACUCAGCGGGGGGCCCGCCAUCCUCCACAGCCUCCUGAGCGAGAACCACGACAAUUCUUAUGUGGAGUCCUCCGAGCUGUGCUCGGAAGUAUUCCGCAGCCCCAACUUGCAGCUGUUCGUGUUCAACGACAGCACUCUCAUCUCUUACCUCCAAAUCCCUGCUGAGAAGACAGGCACCGAGCCGGCAGUGGCGCCCUCGGACGUGCGGGUGAUCGUCAGGGAUAUCUCAGGGAAGUACUCCUGGGAUGGCCGGAUUCUCUACGGGCCUCUGGAGGGCUGCCAGCCAUGCUGCAGCACGGCCAGCGCCUUCGCCACCUCCAGUGACCCGCAGCAGCACAUCUUCUCCCAGAACGACUUCUCCCAGGUAGAGGAGGGAGAGGACGCUCUGGACCAGCUGCUGGAGAGGAUCGGGAGCAGCAGCCCCGAGUGCCUCCUGCACCCGCAGCGCAAGCUGAAUGAGCCAGCGCCGCCACCCUGUGGGAUGAGCGCUGAGCAGGAGUGCGCCAUUGCUGAGGCCCUGCUGCGGCAGAGCGCCCAGGAAAGGGAGUUCAUGCUGAAAUGCAGCUUGGACUGCAGCAUGAGGGUGGCCCGCCAGGAGCCACCGCCUCCUGCUGAACCCCAAGCCUCCUUUUAUUUCUGUCGGCUGCUGCUGGACGACUUGGGAAUGAACUCCUGGGAUAGAAGAAAAAGCUUUCAUCUGCUGAAGAAAAAUUCAAAGUUGCUGCGAGAACUAAAAAAUCUGGAUUCCCGCCAAUGUCGUGAGACUCACAAAAUCGCCGUGUUCUACAUCGCCAAGGGACAGGAGGACAAGUGUUCCAUCCUGGCCAAUGCUAGAGGAAGCCAGGCCUAUGAAGAUUUUGUUGCUGGGCUGGGCUGGGAGGUUGACCUGUCCACACAUGGUGGGUUUAUGGGUGGCCUGCAGCGCAAUGGCAGCACGGGGCAGACUGCACCCUACUACGCCACCUCCACCGUGGAGAUCAUCUUCCAUGUGUCCACCAGGAUGCCCUCUGACUCGGACGACUCACUGACCAAAAAGCUCCGUCACUUGGGAAAUGACGAGGUUCACAUCGUGUGGUCUGAGCACACCCGCAACUAUCGCAGGGGCAUCAUCCCCACCGACUUCGGGGAUGUCCUCAUUGUCAUCUACCCCAUGAAGAACCACAUGUUCUUCAUCGAGAUCAUGAAGAAACCCGAGGUGCCGUUUUUCGGUCCCCUCUUCGACGGCGCCAUUGUGACUGCAAAGCUGCUGCCGAGCCUGGUCUGUGCCACUUGCAUCAACGCCAGCAGAGCCGUCAAGUCCCUCAUCCCACUCUACCAGAGCUUGUAUCCUUUCUCCAUGGGGCAAGGCUCCCCUGGGUAGGGUUCUCACUUGGAGCAUCGUCCUGCCAAGAGAUUAGACUGUUAAUGCUCUCAGUACAGUAAUGGCCACAGGUAAGACCAAUGCUUCCCACAGGCCCCUUUGCUGCUGUGGUUCAUCACAAACAGCUCUCCUUCCCCUCCUCCUCCUUUGCUGCUUCUGCUCCAUGUUCAGCUCCACCUCCUGUGCUCCAUGUUUGCCUCACACCUCCUCUGCUCUGCCUCCCAUGCUCCAUGUGUGGUUCUGCCUCCUCUGCUUUGCAUGUGGUUCUGCCUCUCAUGCUCUGCGCGCAUCUCCUGCACCCCACACAUGGUUUUGCCUCUUGCCGUAAUGCCUCCCAUACACAGCAAUGCAUCCUACGAUCCGCGUACAGUAAUGUGUUACAUGCACAGUAUCAAUUCCCAUGAUCUGCAUACAGUAAAGCCUCUCGUACAUGCCGGGUAAUCCCUCCUGCCAUCUGUGUAUUGUGAAAACUCCUGCACGUGCCCGGUCAUGAUUCCUGCAAUCCCCAUAGGGUAAAGCCUCCCACCUUUGGUAAUGCCACCAGUAUAUGCCCAGUAAUGAUUCCCGCAAUCUGCAUGCAGUAAAGCAUCCCAUAUGUGCCUAGUAAUGCCUCCCGUGAUCUGCAUGCAGUAAUGCCCCCUUGUAUAUGCCCAGUAUACACUUCCUGUGAGCCACAUGCAGUAAUGCCUCCUGCGAUCCGUGUGCAGUAAAGACUCCCAUACAUGGUAAAUGAUUCUCAUUAUCUGCAUAUGGUUAAGCUCUCCUGUAUGUGCCUGGUAAUGAUUCUUGCAAUCCAUGCACAGUAAAAGCUCCUAUAUGUGCAAGGUUAUGCCUCCUGCAAUCUGUGCACGGUAAAGCCUCCCAUAUGCAGUAAUGAUUCCCAUGAUCUGCAUAUGGUGACAUCUCCUGCAACCUGCGUGCUGUAAAGCCUUCCAUCCUUGGCAAUGAUUCCUGCAAUCUGCAUGCCUUGCAUACGGAGUAAUGGUUCCCACGCUUGGCAUAUGGCAGUGCCUCCCGCAAUCCAUGUGCGUUAACGCUGCCCGCAAUUCGCAUGUGGUAAAGCCACCUCUCUCUCCCUGCCCAUCAUGUGUGGUAGUGAUUCCUGGUAAGGAGUCCCAUGAUCCGCAUACAGUAAUACCUCCCGUACAUGGUAAUGGUUACAGCUAUCUGCAUGCAGUAAUGCCACCCAUUAUCCAUGUACAGUAAAAAAAUGCUGUAUGUGCCAGGUAAUGCCUCCCACGAUCUGCAUAUGUUAAUGCUUACCUAUACAUGGUAGUGCCUCCCGCGAUCUGUGUACUGUGAAAACUCCUGUAUGUGCCCAGUCAUGAUUCCCAUGAUCUGCGUGUGGUAAAGCCUCCUGUCCCUGGCAAUGAUUACGGUGAUCCAUAUAGGGCAAAGUGACCCUGACAUGAUAAUGGUUCCCACAGUAUGCAUGCGCUAUUGCCCCCAUAUGUGCUCAGUAAUGGUUCCCAUGAUCUGCGUACAGUAAUGUCACCCAUACAUGUCCGGUGGAGGAUUCCCACGAUCUGCGUACAGUAAAAUCACCCGUAUGUGGUAAUGGUUCCCACGAUCUGCAUGUGGUAAUGCCUUGCAUGUCUGGUAAUUAUGCCCACGAGCAUACCGUGUAAUGGUACCUGUACAUGGUAAUAUCUCCUGCGAUCUACGUAUGUGGCAAUGCCCCCCUGUGAUCCACAUGUGGUAGUGCCUCCCACGAUACAUGCCUGGUAAUUAUUUUUUCCUUCUAAGCUGCUUCAGCUUGUGCAUUUGGAGAAAACUGUAUUAUUUUGACCAUCUGCCAUUCUGCCUCACUGCAGGAAUGCCAAGCACAACGACUCCCUUGCAGCCCUUCCCUCCCCCAUGCUCUUCUCCCCAGCCAAUAGCACCACAGGUUUUGUUUUAAUCCUAAGUUGACAGCUCUGCAUUUUUCACAGAAAAUGCCUUUACAGGCUGUCACACUUUCCACCUUUUUAAAAUAUGCCAUUUCUCCUCAGUCAGUUUUCUCAAAGAACCAAUCUGGUUAGUAAGGGCUGUCUUUGAGAUGCAAACGCAGGGCUGCAGGCAGGCUGAGGAGGUUCACACUUGGGGCUGUGCUGCUGCUGUUCCACUCUUGCUUUCAGUCACUCAAACACCCAGAGCUGCUCAAGCAGAAGCACAGGUUACACCUCACCUUGGAAGUGCAGCUGAGAGCCAGGGUGAGUCUUUAUCCUCAAGACAACAGCUGAGGGCUCAUCCUGCUUCCACACUAACUUAUGGCCAUGUCCCCAGCUAUCCUGCAAGGACAGGCUCACCUGUGCCUGAGGGACAGCUCAGCCAUGGGCAGCUUCAGCCAAGGCCCUGGCUGUGCUUUGGGGCAUUUUACACACGUUUGAGAUUUACCUGGGCUAGGAAGGUGAAGGGAGGAUUGAAGAGCUGUGGCCUGGCCAGGCACAGCUGAGAAUGGAGUCAGUAUUUGCACUGGAAGUAGGCCUGCACUGCAAAACAGAACCAUCUCUCAGCAGGUUCAGAGGGGGUGCCACCAGUGCCAGCCUCUGGAGAGGAUACAGAAGGUCCCUGUGCUAUCUCUGCCUGGCUGUUCCUCCCUUCUAGUGGUAAUAAUAACCUUGUGUUUACACUUUGGGAGAGAAUUGCAACAUGGUUUAAAAACAGUUUCCUGAGGGAGCUGAUGAAACACUGUUCCCCCUGGGAAAUGCCUUGGGACAGGUCCAGCAGUCAGGAGCAGGGCAGGGCGUGUCCCUCACAGCAGCUGCACCUGUGUUUGGUCAUAGUGUCUCAGUUAAUGACCAUGUGCUCACCUGUUCCCCCUCAGACAGCCUAGGCAGGCCUGGCUUCUGGGGAAUAACCCACAGGUGACUCCACUCAGCAACAAAGUGUAACCGCCCCCAAUACCCACAGCCCCCCAGGACCCUUCUCCGGUGGCGACCAUAAGCCACCAAUAACAAGGGUACCUGCUGUGUAGUGGAAGAAAUUUGUGAUUCUUUAGGAUUUUUCCAGAUGUUAAGGCACCUUCCAGGAAGAGUUCUGUGCCAGUCCUCACGCUGGGAAUGCUCGUUUCCAGUUCUCUGUAAUAGGCCAAAUACACAACAGCAGUUUAAUGACACAGAGCAGAAACCAGUUUUGUAUCACCCACACAGAACUAUUUUAUGUUGGAGCUUCAAGUAAGCAUGAUGGGAGCUUCCUGCCUCCAUCCCAUGGGGCAGUUGGAGCCCUGAAACUCAUCGGGGGCUGCAGGGGCUGUGCAGAGCAAAAGGGGAACUCAGUGCUCACCUGGACACUCACAGCCUCGUUGCUCCUCGCUUCUGGGAACUGGCAAAAAGAAAACCAUGAUUUCUCUGAGAAGCACAAUACGGCAGUUUUCCAGUUGCCUGGAGCAAAUUCCUCUUCCAGAGGUCAAGUUCACCUGAGUGAUCCCCCAAGAGAGGCUGGGAAGAGGCAAGGCAAGGGGCUGUGCUGUGCCACGUGGUUAUUCUGAGGACACAGGCUGUUUGGUCCUGACCUGGGUUUUUCCUGCCCACUCUGUUUUCCAGGUUGCCUCACCACAAGUGCAAGUGCUGACCUCACUGACACCAGUGGCGUCGAGCUGGCAGAGCCGCCCUUGCCCACACUGCCACGUGCCUAUAUGAGCAGGGUCUCCGGGAAGCUCUGCUGCUCUUCCAGGUGUCCACCUGAGGCCCUGGAGCACAGAGCUGCGGCUGGGGCAGCCCAUGGCACCUAAGCACAGAUCAGAAUGGGCAGUUCUGGGUGAACACGUCUUGAAGGGGCCGGGUGAGGGGUUUGCUCUGUGAAAUGGCCUUUCCUCAGUCUGGACAAACAUGGGUGGGCAUCUGAUGUCACCUGUGUCACCGUCACCACUGCACUGGCACCAGGUGAGCAAGGGCCCCAAGCCCCUGGGCACAGGUGCCACAGCCAGAGGUCAUGAACCAACACUGAAACCAGUUAUUUAAUGUACCCUUAGAGCAUUGCUUUAGUCAUUCCAGGCAGCACUUACCUGUGCACAAGGGAAUUUCUUCUAAAGAGAGGUUUUCCCAUGACUAGCCAGGUAGCAAAUGUUCCCUGCUGGAGCACAGAUGGAUGAGGGAGGAGCUCUCCAGUCAGUGCUGUCCCACUCAGGGAGUGCCUAGGCCUUUCUGUAGUAUGUGCGAUGGCUGUGCACUGGAAAUACUCUCUAGAGAAACAAAAAUAAGCAAAUCCCUUUUAGAAGCGCAAAAGCCACACUCCUGCCAUGACCCCUUCCUGGCACAGUGUGAAGAACUAAGUAACCCCCUCACCUUGUCUCAGCAGGCUGUGACCUGUCUCUAGCCAGAGGACAACACAGCUGAAAGCUUCUGAGGACUUACGGUGUUCUCCUGGCACCUGCUGUAGUGAGCAGAAUUUGUGUUGGCAGUAGCUGAUAUGUUUUGGUCUACACGUGUUGUAGGUUGAUGGGGUGAAAAUUUUUAUAGUUAAAUCCUGGUUAUUUUAAAGCAACAGAAGUCUGAGAUUCAGCAGCCACAGAGCCCUGUCCUGCUGCUGCUUGGUUGCUCCUGGGCACACACACAUGCAGAUGUCCCAACACAAUGGGAGUUGCUUCAUGUGAAGGGAUUGCAUUUUUUGGGAAAUGCCCUGUAAGUCGUCUGAGUGCCAGCACCUAGCCAGGGGCUAGCCUGUGCCUGUGGGGCACAUUCCAGCCAUAGCUAGUGAUGCCAAGGCAGAGGUGGCCCUUGGGUUCUGCCCUACACUCUGUGCCCAAGGGGCAGCAGCUCAGCCCCUGUGCCCAACAGGAACUCACCUGGUACAGCUGCAGGAAGGAGCCUCUGUCACUGAGGGCUUGGACAACCGGGUUGAUUUUCUGCCUCACAGUUCAGUUUUGCUUUCUAUUGAUUUUCUGUUAGUGAAGGAACCUAGGAAAUAAAACAUGUAUUUUAAUUUAUUUUACAUUCAGGCCUGGAUUCGCAAUGCCAUCUGGCACUUAGUUAUCCAGUAGCUGGUCUAAAACAACUUCAAAGGCGUCCUUCUGAGUAAAGAUCUCUCUCUCCUUAGAGCAAUAUGUACCUCUAAUUCAGGGAAGAAUUAAGACAUCAGUGAAAAUCGUUGUUUUCCUGAUGUCAAAAAACUAUUAAUUUGUAUAAACUCUACUGCCGUUUUGCAUCCUGAACUCGAUGACAAAGCCACACUGUUACUCUUCACAAAAUUAAUAAAUCUUUGCUCACAAUAAAAUUUCUCCCCAGAGCAAUAAAA
Prinia subflava (tawny-flanked prinia) is the source of this 10882-nucleotide messenger RNA. RefSeq names its product Ral GTPase activating protein catalytic subunit alpha 2 (gene RALGAPA2). Gene Ontology annotation, molecular function: GTPase activator activity. The coding region runs from base 155 to 5668 and encodes 1837 amino acids. Gene Ontology annotation, cellular component: nucleus; cytoplasm. The record is from RefSeq and is a predicted model, not a curated record. The transcript has 38 exons. Gene Ontology annotation, biological process: regulation of small GTPase mediated signal transduction; positive regulation of GTPase activity. NCBI's taxonomy places the organism in Eukaryota, Metazoa, Chordata, Aves, Passeriformes, Cisticolidae.